AGAAAAGAACCUAUCAAAAAUCACUCUUCAUCUUCCAUUAUUUCCUUUCUACAAAAGCAAAGUAUAGUCCCAAAAAAAUCAAACACUUAAAGAAACACCCCUUUUCUUCCUUUUUUUUGGGGGAUUUUUUUCUUUUUUGAUCAAGAAUGAGAAAUAUAGCAAGUUGUUACAAUGAGCAUGCUAUAAAAGUAACAAAUUCAUAUUGUUCAAAUCCAUCAAAUCAAGUAGUAUAUAACAUUCCUUCACUACAAAAUGUUGUUACAUGUAUUUACAAAGUGAAAAUUUCAUCAAUAGAGAAGCAAUUCUUGAUUAAAAUUACAUGGUGUUGCUUAUUACAACAUGUAUUUUCAAUCAGUAUAAGUGAAAAAUACACAAAAAAUUUCAAGAAAGUAGUUACAAUAUUAGACAAGUCAAAAGGUUCACAAACAAUUGAAUUGUAUUCUUCAAGAUUCGACAUUUAUUGGGAUCUUUCUAACGCGAAGUAUGAAGGAGGUCCUGAACCGAUCAACGGGUUCUUUGUGAAGAUAUUAGUAAAUUGUGAGGUGGGGUUGAUUCUUGGUGACAUGGGGCAUGAGUUUGAGUUAAAAAAAUUGAAUCUUGAUGAUAAAUUUUCAAGAUUUGGAUUGGUAUCAAGAAAUGAACAUUUUUCAAGUAGUUCUGUUUUGGUUACUAAGGGUAAGUUUAGUGAAAAUGGAAAAUGUCAUGACAUUUUGAUCAAGAAUUCAUCUUCAAUGUUGUUUGUAUCGAUUGAUAAGAAGAGUGUGAUACAAGUGAAGAGAUUACAAUGGAAUUUUCGCGGAAAUCAAACGAUAUUUUUAGAUGGAUUGGUUGUGGAUUUUAUGUGGGAUGUUCAUGAUUGGUUGUGUAAUCCAAAAUCUGGAUGUGCAAUGUUUAUGUUUAGGACAAGAAGUGGAUUGGAUAGUAGGUUGUGGUUUGAUCAAGAGAAGAAUUUGGAGCAAAAUGAAGAAGAAGAAGAAGAAAAAGAUGGAUUUUCUUUGAUGAUUUGUGCUACUAAGAGUCCUGAUUAAUUCACAAAAAGAAGGGGAAAAAACUAAUCUUUAAUUAUUAAGUUUCAUUUUUUAGUUCUUUGUUUGUUUAUCUUCUUGAUCUUCUUCUUCCUUUUUGUUGAAGAAGAUAGGAAUGGUUUAUGUUGCUCACUUGCUCAGACUUUUCAAAAAUAUC
Messenger RNA from Solanum stenotomum, 1182 nucleotides. RefSeq lists its product as uncharacterized. NCBI's taxonomy places the organism in Eukaryota, Viridiplantae, Streptophyta, Magnoliopsida, Solanales, Solanaceae. Bases 147 to 1028 code for a protein of 293 amino acids. The transcript has a single exon. The record is from RefSeq and is a predicted model, not a curated record.